Messenger RNA from Ceratitis capitata (Mediterranean fruit fly), 864 nucleotides. It is a transcript of the gene mRpL18, whose product is annotated as 39S ribosomal protein L18, mitochondrial. Gene Ontology annotation, cellular component: mitochondrion; ribosome. The coding region runs from base 232 to 813 and encodes 193 amino acids. Gene Ontology annotation, biological process: translation. The record is from RefSeq and is a predicted model, not a curated record. Gene Ontology annotation, molecular function: structural constituent of ribosome; 5S rRNA binding. NCBI's taxonomy places the organism in Eukaryota, Metazoa, Arthropoda, Insecta, Diptera, Tephritidae. The transcript has a single exon.
UUCAAAUACGUAACAAAUUAAAAACCAUAUUGCAUAUAAUGACAAGUCACAAGUUGAUUGAACACUAGUUUAUCGCCGUUAAAUUUUUACACGUCAGCGCAGUCGUCUGCAAAGUCUGUCAAUGGCGAUUAUGAGAAGCACAUCAUUUGUUAAAAAAAAGACAAAAUUUUAUAACCAGUGAAUUCCAUCGUUAUUUUCUAAAUAACAACUAAAAAAAUAUUAAAUAACAAUAUGUCGGGCCAUUUCCAACCGCUUCGUUCCUCACGUGUGCUGCGCAAAAUUAAAGAGAUCAAUCAACCCAGCGGUGAACAAGUACUCUUCAACCGAAAUCCUCGCAAUCUAGAAAGAUUGCGUAUCGCACAUAAACCUACCGGUUAUUUUCUGGAGAAACCAGGACGUUCGUUUUGGCAUAAAUUAGAAUUGACAGUGAGUGGACGGUAUGUAACUGCAGAAGUGAAACAUUUCCAAAAUGGUCCUAUUAUCGGUGCAAGCACGUCAGAGUGGGCGAUUAAAAAACAACUUUACAAAACAGCAGAUACACCAGCAUUUGUAAAUCUCGCUCGUGUGCUAGCAAUGAGAUGUCUGCAAUCAGGAAUAACGGAAAUGACCAGCAACAUUGAAGCAGUGGCUGGCGGCAAAGUUGAUAAAUUCCUUAAGACCUUAGAGGAGAAUGGAGUUGAAUUACAAGAACCAGAACGCUAUGUUGCGCCACUACCUUGGGACGCGACGCGACAAGAGAAACCUUGGGAAGUUCAAGAGGAUCAUUUAGAACAAAAGCAGCAACAGAAGAAACAAGUUUCAACCAAAAAAUAAACAUACACUUUUGUAUUUUUCGUUUAUCAAUAAAUCGUUAAAUUUAUUCUA